Molecule: messenger RNA, 836 nt
Organism: Scutellospora calospora
Lineage: Eukaryota; Fungi; Glomeromycota; Glomeromycetes; Diversisporales; Gigasporaceae
Source: the annotation of a GenBank genome assembly
GAAUGAUAAUGAUGAGUUAUGGAAUGGUAAAGCAAAAGCUAUAUCAUUUCCGGUAACAUUUCCGCAGUAUAAUGAAACUUCUCAACAAUUUAUCUGCCCUCCCGCAGAAUACUCUGACUUAAAUUUACACACUACCUUUUUUUCCCAAUCCGAGGUUCUCAUCUCUAUCGCAUUCCUUAUUUUUACCAUAGCCAUUUAUGGUACAAAGUCUAUAUUUAGCUAUUCAAAAACCUGCAGGAUUGAUGAUAAUGUCAUUCUCAUUAGUUCUUUGGCUCCCAUCUUGCCUUGGUACACUCUCGCUAAACCAUUUUGGUAUGUGCCUUUAAUGUGUGUAGCCAUCAUGCUCGCCAUUUAUCAUUAUAAAAGUAAUAGCCAUUCCUGGUUGCCAAAAGAGGGAGAGAGAAAACCACAUAAGAGAUCACGUUUAAUAACCUCCAUCGUUUUUGCUCAUUUUUUUCAUUCGAUUCAAAUUAUAUGUUAUGAUUUUAUGGAAAGCUUUUUUUUUGAGAAGAUUAACACGUUGCCUCUCUCAGUUUUACUUGAUACAUUAGGAACAAUUAAAGAUAUUCAGAAGCAUGGUCACGGCGACAAGGUUUAUGCAGGAAUUGAAGUUAAAGAUAUUAAUGAUUUUCAAGAAAUUUAUAUUGAGUUUGAAGAAGGUGUUAAGUUAAAACAUUUCAAAGUUGGAUAUGUUGAUGAUGCGAAAUAUCUGUAUUGUGAAAACGGAAUCAAUUUGGAUAAUGCUAUAAAAAUCAGGAUCGAAAGGAUUCUUGAUAAAAAAAUGAAUGAGGGAGGAGAAAAUAUUGAAGAAAAAGAAAUCAUUAAAAUUGGAAAAA